Molecule: messenger RNA, 216 nt
Organism: Paramecium sonneborni
Lineage: Eukaryota; Ciliophora; Oligohymenophorea; Peniculida; Parameciidae
Source: the annotation of a GenBank genome assembly
AUGGGAUGUGCUACAGCAAAACCAAAAAGAGUUACUUUGCUAAUUAUCAUCGAUAGCCCACCACCUAGUUUGCCUUCCUCUAUGCAUAUUAUUGAUUUACCAUUUAAUCAAUUUUAAUGCCCGGCCUCCAAGCUUCCAUUAUCAGAAAAAUUAAAUCAACCUGCUAUGCUUAGUUCUUAGCCAACCAAUGAGGGAAAAGAAUCUCAAGCACACUGA